AAAUGAAAUGAAAUUAAAAUAUCGCUGAAGUGCUCUCUUGAUAUUUGCUCUGCGACAGACCACAGAGUAGUUAGUUAUGUAUAUUAUUCGAAUUAUAACAAUCACACCAAAGUUGAAUGGAGCAAUGAUAACGAUUAUAUGACAGCGAUAACGAUAGCUACGAUGAGUAACUGCCGCUUUUACAUGUGUCUGCUCUGCGUAAUUCACAUGGGGGGAAUUCUUUUAAAGAGCAGUCACAUUUUCAGAUAACAUCGGUUAUUUAGACAUGGAAAAGCGACUCUGGCCUUGAACCAGUUGUGUGACACGAGUAUUGAACAGAAAAUGUGAGAACCGCUUAGUAGUGCCUAAAGAUAAAGAUAUGUUUUUCAAAUUCUGGAAAUUCACCUGUCGAGUUUGGUCAGUUAGAGCCAUGUACAGUCCUCACAUCGCCCUCUUAUCGGCCGUGCAGGCCAACGACAGUCGUCAUGAGGCUAAGCUCCGUUUCCAGCGCCGUCCCACGGAAAACAUCUACACGGAUCCGCGCCUGGAGCAGCUGAUCGUCUACCGGGCCCUGCUGGAGCACCUGCUGCAACAGAAGUCGCACUAUGACCAUGAGCGCGAGUUGGAGCUCCAACGCCUCGAGCGCUUCCGCUGCGAGGGUGCCAACGAGCGGCGGCUGCAUGUGCAGGAGCAGGUGGUCAAGAAGGCGCAGGGCAUGCUGCCCGGCAUCGUGUUCAAGUUGCGCAACGAGGUGGACAAGCUGAAGCGCUUCCUCGACUGCGACAAGGAGCAGGAGCUGCGCCAACUGGACACCGCACUCUAUGACCAGUGCAGCAAGCUACUCAAGAACUGCCAGGUUACUUUGGACAACCUACAAUGAGCUACCAAGUCAAAUUUUAUCAUUCUUAACAUUAGUCAAAUUACAUUGUGCCCAAAACGAAACCCACACAAAAUCAUCCUUCAUUAUACAAGAUUAAACUAAUUCAAGUUUUUUGUUUCCUGGGUGAAUUUCCAAAAUUGAGAACAUUCGAUUGCAUCCAUUAGAUUUAAGAGAUCAGGUUAUGUACAGCGUCUUAGGGAUGAGGUUCUGUG
This is a messenger RNA of Drosophila suzukii, 1071 nucleotides long. NCBI's taxonomy places the organism in Eukaryota, Metazoa, Arthropoda, Insecta, Diptera, Drosophilidae. The record is from RefSeq and is a predicted model, not a curated record.